Messenger RNA from Panicum virgatum (switchgrass), 2110 nucleotides. Its product is annotated as RNA pseudouridine synthase 1-like. Lineage: Eukaryota; Viridiplantae; Streptophyta; Magnoliopsida; Poales; Poaceae. Gene Ontology annotation, biological process: pseudouridine synthesis. The transcript has 2 exons. Gene Ontology annotation, molecular function: RNA binding; pseudouridine synthase activity. The record is from RefSeq and is a predicted model, not a curated record. Bases 26 to 1249 code for a protein of 407 amino acids.
CAUUCGCCCUCCAAAUCACCAAUCGAUGCCGCCGCCCACCGUGGCCCUCGCGAACCCCGAACCCCAGAGGCUUCAGGCUCACCGGAGGAUCGCUCUACCCGCAGGGGUUCUCACCGGAGAUCCGGGAAAGUCGCCGGCGCCCACGGCGGAGGCGAGGGUUUUUUUUUCUUUUAGGAGAAGAAGAAGAGAAACACGAGAUUGUCACGUGCUACCGUAUUUUACCUUUAUGACGAAACUGCCCCUGCCCCUCCUCCUCCAGCCUCCUGCCGGCGGCGCCGCCACCCAGCUCCGAUCCCUCCUGGCACCUGCGCGCCGCCUCGCGGCGAUGUCGGCGGAGGCAAAAACGGCGCUGGUGAGCGGGGAGUACCCGUCGCCGGUGUCCCCGCCCUACCCGGCCGCCUCCAAGGACGUGGAGCUCCGGCGCGCCAUGACCGCCUCCGCCCGCUCCGCGGUGUUCGCAUCCGCGGACGUCGUGUUCGAGGACGAGUGGCUCGCUGUCGUCAACAAGCCCGCCGGAGUCUACUGUGACGCCCUCCUCACCGCCCUCCCUCGCUCCGCUGCUUCAGGGGACUCAGCUAUAAAACCUAACCUUCACCUUGCCAACAGACUGGAUCGUGAUACCAGUGGGCUCAUGAUUAUUACCAAAUGCAACAAAGUUGCAGGGAAGCUAGUGAAGGCAUUCACUGAACAUAAAGUCAAGAAAACUUAUCUUGCACUUUGCAUAGGUUGCCCACCAACAUGGGAGAAGAUUAAGAUAUGUUCUGGUCAUGGGCGGUCGAAACAUGGUGCUUGGCGUGUGUAUGCUAUGCCUGAUGUUGGUCGGUCAUUACCUGGGGGCUCUGUUGUAAGGGACAUGAGCACAAAGUUUGAAGUUUUAGGGGUCAAUGGUAAAGGAAAGUUUAGAGAACCCUACAGCUUUUACAGAGAUGAUAUUGAGCCAAUUACUGUACAAGAAAAGGCAGCUGACCAGACCUGUAAUGAUGAUGUGAAGGACAGUGUAAUUUUGGUUAGAGCCUAUCCUCAAAGUGGACGGACACAUCAGAUUCGUCUACAUUGCCAGUAUCUUGGGUUCCCAAUCAGAGGUGAUGUGAAGUAUGGCGGGGUGAUUGAGUGGAACGGCUUAGAGUGCGAUGGCCAUGCACUGCAUGCAGAGAGCUUGUCAUUCGUACACCCUGUCACUGGAUUGCCCGUCACUUUCCAGUCACCUAUCCCUUCAUGGGCUAAAGAUUUUAUCACAGCAAUGGAAUAAAGUUCCCUUGAUCCUAUUGUGAUACACAAUGCUCAAUUGACACAGAUAUCCACCAAAGGUAAUAAUUCUGAACUGCCAAAACAGUUAUGCUCAUGAAGCUCUGGGAGCAUGGUUUUUAAAGCGUUAAGGCGAGGUGAGGCGAGCCACCACCACAUUAUCGCCUAGGCGGGCUAAGGCGGACUAAGGUGACACCUUAGGCGAGGCGAGCCACCACCGCCUUGUCGCCUAGGCGAUGCCUUAAGGACGCCUUAAAAACACUGUCUGGGGGUAGCCUUGGUCACUGACAACCUUUCUGGGGGGUUGUUUAUCAAAAACCCUUACUUUAUGAAUAUACUUUUGCAAAUACUGAGAUGAUUGUCGCAGCAUAGUUUUGACUUCAGAAUUUACUUAAAGCCAGAAGCUGAAACAAAUGGGGCCUAUUGCAUUUGUACUGUGGAGGUGUUGAGUCAUUUGUUGUAGUAUGCCUCUUCUUUCGAGUAUGUUUAAAUUGCUAAUGUAUGCACGCAUGUUGUAGCAUGGGUUAUUGGGUUGUUCAGAAAGAUAUACAGAAAAUUUCUUAGUAGACAACUCUGAACUGUCAAAAGCAUCUCUUGGAGGAGCAGCAUUGAUGAUUCAUUAGAGCCUUUCGCAGCACAACUGGUGGAUGUUCAAAAUCUGUACUUUGUGAUUUGGAUAAUAGAAAUACUGAGAUGAUUGCUGUACCACAAUUUUGACUUCUUACUGUAUUUGCAAGAUUUGUACCAGAGGGAUAUUGAUAUGCUUAUUAUACUAUUUCAACAAUGUAUGUACAACACUCAUGUUGUACCAUGGCAUAUUCUGUUCAACAAGAUAUACUGAAAAAUUGUCACCAGAUAUUUACUC